This is a messenger RNA of Microsporum canis CBS 113480, 1680 nucleotides long. RefSeq names its product Ca2+/H+ antiporter. NCBI's taxonomy places the organism in Eukaryota, Fungi, Ascomycota, Eurotiomycetes, Onygenales, Arthrodermataceae. Gene Ontology annotation, biological process: intracellular calcium ion homeostasis; calcium ion transmembrane transport. The record is from RefSeq and is a predicted model, not a curated record. The transcript has 11 exons. Bases 1 to 1680 code for a protein of 559 amino acids. Gene Ontology annotation, molecular function: calcium:proton antiporter activity. Gene Ontology annotation, cellular component: fungal-type vacuole membrane.
AUGCGUAAGAAGCUUGUCAUUCCUUGGAAAAAUCACUAUCGCAGCCAAGCAAGGUCGCUGGCCUGGUACGAUACUGAAGGAGAAUCCCCAAGUCAUAACCCGUUUGGAAGAACGAGGUCUCGUCCGGAGAGGACGUUGUCGUCGAGCCUGGAGGCCGGCGGCCAUGACAACUACACGAUGACGAACAUGAACUCGAACAGGGAGGGGGAAACUACGAAUGGCGUUGCGCCCUCAACCGCUGGAACUGACGGGCUCCAGGGAGGAACAGAGUCGGUGACCAGCACUGAACCUCUCACUCGCGCUGUUGGAGGCGUCAAAGCCACCGACCAGGACAUUCAGAGAGCGUCGGAAGGUUCAGAGUCGAUGGAUAAGCAACAAACCACCCCGGUGGAGGAGGAGCCAGCAGCUGGACACACGCAGAAAUUUACCAUUGCCGUGCAGUUGAGAGCUACCUUGUUCAGCUCGUGGAUCAACCUUCUCUUGUUUGCGGCUCCUGCUGGAAUCAUCAUGUUCUAUGUCAAAGUCAACUCCGUCGCUGUCUUCGUUGUCAACUUCAUCGCCAUCAUUCCUCUUGCUUCAAUGCUUGGUUUUGCGACUGAAGAGAUUGCCAUGAGAACCGGAGAGACCAUCGGCGGCCUUCUUAAUGCAACCUUUGGAAACGCUGUUGAAUUGAUUGUGUCUAUCCUUGCCUUGUUCAAGGACGAGAUCAUCAUCGUGCAGACUUCCUUGAUCGGAAGUAUACUGUCAAAUCUGCUCCUGGUUAUGGGCAUGUCCUUCUUCGUGGGAGGAGUAAACCGUAUAGAGCAGAACUUCAACGUGACGGUGGCCCAGACCGCCUCCAGUCUACUCGCGCUGGCCGUUGGCAGUCUUAUAAUUCCUACGGCCUUCCAUACCUGGUCCGGGAAUGGCGAGGCUGGCAUCGCUCAAAUCUCUCGAGGCACAAGUGUGAUCUUGCUCGUCGUGUAUGGGGCCUACUUGUUCUUCCAGCUCAAGUCACAUGCCUCCAUCUUCAACACGCCCAGCGAGAAGGUAGAGAAGAGAUCAAAAUCCAAAAAGGUCGAGGACGGCGAUGCUAGCAAAGGUAUUGCUCAAAUUGGUGCUGGAUUCUCGGCCACCAUGGGAGGACAAAAUGCCCAGCAGAACCCUGUCGUCAUUCCGAAGGAAGAGGAAGAGGAGCCUCAGCUCAGCAUCUUUGUCGCUGUUCUCACUCUUUGUGCUUCAACUGCUCUGGUCGCCCUUUGCGCAGAGGCAAUGGUUUCUUCUAUUGAUGCAAUCACUACUUCUGGGGGAAUUUCAGAAACGUUCGUUGGUUUGAUCCUGCUGCCGAUAGUCGGAAACGCUGCGGAGCAUGCUACUGCCGUGACGGUAGCGGCAAAGGACAAGAUGGAUCUUUCGAUCGGAGUUGCUGUCGGUUCGAGCAUGCAGAUUGCCCUGCUUGUGCUACCACUACUUGUAGUCAUCGGUUGGAUUGCUGGAAAGGAUGACAUGGUACUGAAACCUAGCCCUUUAGAUCUAGACACUUUAUUUCGAUGGAUUCCAGGUUACGGUCCUCUUCGUUACUGUUCUUUUGGUAUGUAUAAACGCCUCAAUCAUCAAAACACUCAUCUGGUACCUGUCUUACUUACAGGACUUUGUAACAGGUCAACUACCUUAUCCAAGACGGAAAGUCACACUGGUUAG